GUCCUUUAUUUUCUUUCUUUAGCCCCAGGUGGAACCUUGUCGGACGACCUGACCCGGACAGAGUUUUGCCUCUUCAAAGCACAAGAGGACAUGGAGACCAUGCAGGCAUAUGCCCAGGUCUUUAACAAGCUCAUCAGGCGUUACAAAUACUUGGAGAAAGGUUUCGAGGAGGAGAUUAAAAAGCUGCUGCUGUUUCUCAAGGGCUUCACCGAGUCUGAGCGCAACAAGCUAGCCAUGCUAACAGGAAUUCUGCUUGCCAAAAGCAAUCUGUCUGCAGCUAUUCUCAGUAGCCUCUUCAAUGAGAACCUGGUCAAAGAAGGUACAUACUCUUCUUUCUGCAGGCAUGCAUUGUUUGUUCAUUGUUUUGUUUUUUUAUGGACUGAGAUGAAAUAA
Notothenia coriiceps (black rockcod) is the source of this 393-nucleotide messenger RNA. Its product is annotated as basic leucine zipper and W2 domain-containing protein 1-A-like. The record is from RefSeq and is a predicted model, not a curated record. NCBI's taxonomy places the organism in Eukaryota, Metazoa, Chordata, Actinopteri, Perciformes, Nototheniidae. The transcript is spliced from 3 exons. Bases 91 to 393 code for a protein of 100 amino acids. Gene Ontology annotation, cellular component: membrane; cytoplasm.